Molecule: messenger RNA, 1140 nt
Organism: Mesorhabditis spiculigera
Lineage: Eukaryota; Metazoa; Nematoda; Chromadorea; Rhabditida; Rhabditidae
Source: the annotation of a GenBank genome assembly
AUGCCGCGUCAAGACGCAACGAGGUCGGGCGUCAUAAAGAAGAAGUACCCCGUCUCCGUAAAGCGAAAGGACGAGCCGAACAAGAAGAAGCCCGGGUGCAAGGAGGGUGACAAGGAAGACAAGCCGAAGCGCGUUUACAAGAAGAAACGUGUGAGGAAGCCGGCGAAGAAGAAUAAGCCCGAGUGGAAGGAGAGCAGUAAGAAGGAGACGCCGAAGCGCUUCAAGCAGGAAGAUGUGAAGAAGCCGCUGAAGAUGGACGAUUUGAGCGCGCAGAAGAAGCCCGAACGGCAGGAGAGCAAUAAGAAGGAGGCGCAGAAGUGUGAGAAGAAGAAAGAAGCGGAAGCGCAGCAGUCCAUUAUCGAGGAGCGUCUUUCCCAGCUUAUGCAUGCUGGAAGGACGGAGAUGAAUCGAGUGAUGGGCGACGAUGGAGGAUUCGGGCUACAGGAGCCCACAGAAAUUGGCAUCACACUGCCUGAUCGGUUGCCGGGGUCGAUUCAAGCGCGUCUCCUUAGAGCGCAAGCCGCCUCCCACAAGUACGCGAACGCGACGAUCACGGAAUUGUAUAAGGUUGCUGCCGACUACGGGGGCACGAUCCGCCCUCUUCUUGCUGAAGACUGGGUCACCAAACGACAACACUCUGCGAGGCUCUAUGGAUUACUCCAAAAGAAGCUUUUGACUUCAACACCCCGCGGCCAAGACCACCUGGCGUGCCCCCCAGCCCUCGAGGCCCUCGUCGCCUACCAAAAGGAAGAGGCGAAGGAGCACCUGGACCGAGUGACGAAAUCUGAUGAGGCGCUGCCGAACGCCUACAUCCAAUUCCAAACGCCCAGGGCCCUCGCGGGAGUGCACGCCGGCCUCUGGCAACCGAUCCAACUCGACCCAAUGCCACCGUCCCAAUCGAGCCGGCCCGGAGCCGGUCGAACGGCUCGAAAACGCUGCAGUCCGAUGCUUCUGUCGGAGGCUUUGCCGUGGGUCGCCGCUACGCCGUCAGCAUCUGUUGUCGAUACGCAGCCGCAGCCCGCAUCCUCGCAUGCAAGCCACGUCCCCCUGCCGUCGCCGCCAUUGUUGCGAGUGUCGGACCGCAAUGUCUUCGAGCCGUUCAACCAGUCUCAGGGCAUAAUCGAUCAGACCGGGUGGGCG